AUGUUUCACCAUCGUUGCUCACAUCCUCUCCCACUAACAUCAAAACGAAGCCUAACACUGGUAUUCCAAAGCCUUCUAAAAUACGACCUCCUACUGCUACAGCUAGGCUCAGACCAACGGAGACUAACACUGUGCAGGAGGACACCCGCGUAUCCAGAAUACCAAAAAUAUCGGAUGGUUUCCGGGCAGCAACGAACGGGCAGUGCGCGUUUUCCGGAACCACCCACAUUCCUAUCAGGACCGGUUUCGACCGAACCUCACAAAGUCGGUUAA
Messenger RNA from Haemonchus placei, 273 nucleotides. The record is from the annotation of a GenBank genome assembly. NCBI's taxonomy places the organism in Eukaryota, Metazoa, Nematoda, Chromadorea, Rhabditida, Trichostrongylidae.